AUGGCGGAAGAUACUAAGAGCCCAGGACCUGUGAUCCACGCCGAGAUUGAGAACCAAGAGUUUGAAAAAGUUGAAGAAAAAGUCGAGGAAGAGAUUAAAAAGGAGGAAGAAGAGGUCAAAGAAAUGAAGGAACACAAAGUCGGUGCCGCAGAGUUUGAGGUGGAAGAGUAUGAUAAUGCUGUUGAUCCAGUCGUUGCGAACUACAUUGACUCUUUGAUAAGCACUCGUGCUAUGAUUAAGUCCGAUAUUGAAGUUAGAAUGCUCGAGAUCAUGAAGUCGGUAGAAGCGUGCAACACCGAGUCUAAGAUGAAGAAGAUAAUCAGCGAGAAAUUGAAGAACAGACCAUUAGAGUACGACAUCAUCUCGAAUGCAAAGAAGUUGAAACAAACAUACAACGUCGAAAAAUUGGAUAACACACUUUUGGGAGGUACUAUGUUUAAGAAGACAUUAGUCCAAGAGAAGCAGCUUGAGAAGAGCGAAGCCAAAUUGGAGAAGAAGAAAGCCGAAAUUGAGAAAAAGAAGAAGAAAAUGCAAGAAGAGGCAGGGUUUGUCACUGCACCUACAAUUUCUCUCAACAGAGCUAAGGUCGACCAGAACUGUAAAGACGUCAAACAAGACAACAUCAGUAUCGCGUAUGGUAAAAACCUUCUUUUGGAGAAUGCCGACUUGACCUUAGCAAGUGGAAGGCGAUACGGUUUGAUUGGUAGAAACGGAUGUGGGAAGUCCACUUUGAUGCGUGUGAUAGCGACAAGACAAGUUGCGAUUCCAGACAACAUGACACUUCAUUUCAUUGAACAAGAAGUCAACGGUGACGAUAGAACUGUCUAUCAAACUGUUUACGAAGCAAAUGAAGAAUUGGUGAAAACAAAAGCAGACUUAGUUGAGUUGGAGAAAGAGCCAUUGGUCAAUGCAGAAAAGAUUAACUCCACCAUUGCAAAAUUGGAGGACAUGGAAGCCGACACGGCAGAGUCUCGCAUCAAAACCAUAUUGGGUGGCUUGCAAUUCACACCACAAGACCUUUACAGACCAACCAAAGAGUUUUCUGGUGGGUGGAGAAUGAGAAUUUCCAUUGCAAAAGCAAUUUAUAUGAAGCCGGACUUGUUACUUCUCGAUGAACCUUCUAAUCACUUGGAUUUCCACGCGUUGGUUUGGCUUGAGGAAGUCUUGAAGACGUGGGAAGGAACCAUCUUGUUAGUCUCCCAUCAGAGACAAUUCUUGAAUGCAAUUGUCACGGAUAUCAUCCACUUCAAAGACCAUCAUUUGAUGUGUUAUCCGGGCGAUUACGACACUUUCGAAGCGACUAUGCAGAAGAGAAUUUUGCAGCAGCAACGGGAGUACGACGCACAGCAAUUACAAAAGAAACACAUCCAACAAUUCAUUGACAGAUUUAGAUACUCCGCAACACGUGGCCCACAAGUGCAAAGCAGAAUUAAGAUGAUGGAAAAGAUGAAAGAGGUCAGCACUGUUAUCGACGACGCAGAGGUCUCGUUGAACUUCCCCGAAGUCGAACCGCUUGAUACAAGUAUUGUAUCUUUCCAUGAUAUUUCAUUUGGAUACAGCCCCGAAAAAAUACUGUUCAGAGACUUAAACUUCGCGUUGACUAUGGAGAGUCGUGUUGCUUUAGUCGGACGUAAUGGUUGUGGUAAAACCACGUUCUUAAAGCUUUUGAUCAACUCGUUGUCUCCAGUAGAAGGUACAGUACAGCGAAAUCGAAAGGCGCGAAUUGGCGUCUUUGCACAGCACUUUGUCGACCAGCUCAAUUUCAAGGUGAAUGCCAUUCAAUUCUUCCAGAAUAAAUAUCCAGAAAAGACUGUUCAAGAGAUUAGAACACAUCUUGGUAAGUUUGGUAUCUCGGGAGACUCCUCUUUACAGAGGUUAGACACACUUUCUGGAGGUCAGAAGUCACGUGUGGUCUUCGCAGACUUGGCUUACAAACAGCCACAUUUGUUAUUACUCGAUGAACCUUCAAAUCACUUGGAUAUCGAAACAGUUGAAGCGUUAGCACGAAGUUUGUCUGUGUUCCAAGGUGGUGUGUUGAUUAUUACACACGACGAGCGUUUGAUCAGCCAGGUCUGUGAUGAGAUUUGGCACUUGCACGACAAGACUUUAGACAAGUUCCCAGGCGAUAUCGUCGACUACAAGAGGUACGUGAGAAAAGAGAUUUUCAAGAACUAA
Entamoeba invadens IP1 is the source of this 2175-nucleotide messenger RNA. RefSeq names its product ATP-dependent transporter, putative. Lineage: Eukaryota; Evosea; Mastigamoebida; Endamoebidae. The record is from RefSeq and is a predicted model, not a curated record. The transcript has a single exon. Gene Ontology annotation, molecular function: ATP hydrolysis activity; ATP binding. Bases 1 to 2175 code for a protein of 724 amino acids.